AUGGCUUCAAACCGAAAGGUGUUCAAGCGCUUCGUGGAGAUCGGCAGAGUUGCCUACAUCUCCUUCGGGCCACAUGCUGGCAAACUGGUGGCCAUUGUCGAUGUUAUUGACCAAAAUAGGGCACUGGUGGAUGGCCCCUGCAGUGGUGUCAGGAGGCAGGCCAUGCCCUUCAAGUGCAUGCAGCUGACUGACUUUGUCCUGAAGUUCCCACACAGUGCUCGUCAGAAGUGUGUGCGACUUGCCUGGGAGAAGGAAAAUAUAAAUGAAAAAUGGUCAGCAACAAGAUGGGCAAAGAAGAUUGAAGCCCGAGAAAAGAAAGCCAAGAUGACUGACUUUGAUCGCUACAAGGUGAUGAAAGCAAAGAGAAUGAGAAACAGAAUCAUCAAGCAUGAAAUGAAGAAGCUCCAGAGGAUGGCUUCUAAAAAAGGCAAGAAGCCAGGGAAGCCAGAGAAGGCAACAAAGGGCAAAAAGCCAGUGAAGGCACCCAAGGCUAAGAAGCCAGAGAAGGCACCAGCACCGAAGGCACAGAAGGCACAGAAAUAAAAUGAAUUUCUCAUUAUGUAUAA
Molecule: messenger RNA, 566 nt
Organism: Ficedula albicollis (Collared flycatcher)
Lineage: Eukaryota; Metazoa; Chordata; Aves; Passeriformes; Muscicapidae
Gene: RPL14
Product: ribosomal protein L14
Exons: 6
Coding region: 1-543 (180 amino acids)
Biological process (GO): translation; ribosomal large subunit biogenesis
Cellular component (GO): ribosome; cytosolic large ribosomal subunit
Molecular function (GO): RNA binding; structural constituent of ribosome
Source: RefSeq, a predicted model, not a curated record